Molecule: messenger RNA, 1497 nt
Organism: Arachis ipaensis
Lineage: Eukaryota; Viridiplantae; Streptophyta; Magnoliopsida; Fabales; Fabaceae
Gene: RFC3
Product: replication factor C subunit 3
Biological process (GO): DNA repair; DNA-templated DNA replication
Cellular component (GO): nucleus; DNA replication factor C complex
Molecular function (GO): ATP hydrolysis activity; ATP binding; DNA binding
Source: RefSeq, a predicted model, not a curated record
GCGCCAAUUAUACAAUAGGCAUAAGCAUAACCAUUCACCAUUUACUACUGAGUGCCAAUUUGAUGUUCUUCAAUCUUCAGUAUCAACGACCUAACUCGGAUUUACCAUCAACGAAGAGUUUAGUGUAGCAACGCAUCGAUGGCGGAGACUAUCUCUCCCAUGGAAAUCGACGGCAACGAAACCCCUUUCCCUUCAAGUACCGACAAGGGUAAGAGGGUCUUCGUCGCCGGGAACAACUCCGGUAAAGGCAAGGCCACUCCGUGGGUCGAGAAGUACCGCCCUCAGUCCCUAGAUGACGUCGCUGCUCACCGUGACAUCAUCAGUACCAUUGAUAGGCUGACUACUGAGAACAGAUUGCCACAUCUUCUACUAUAUGGUCCACCUGGCACGGGCAAAACUUCGACUAUUCUUGCCGUGGCACGCAAACUCUAUGGAAAGCAAUACCACAAGAUGAUUUUGGAGCUCAAUGCCUCUGAUGAAAGAGGAAUUGAUGUUGUACGGCAGCAGAUUCAAGAUUUUGCUAGCACCCAGAGCUUAACAUUUGGUGCAAAGGCCUUAGUGAAAUUGGUCUUGCUAGAUGAAGCAGAUGCCAUGACAAAGGAUGCCCAAUUUGCAUUACGUAGAGUGAUUGAGAAAUAUACAAAAAGUACAAGGUUUGCACUUAUCUGCAAUCAUGUAAAUAAGAUUAUCCCUGCACUACAAUCAAGGUGCACUCGAUUUCGAUUUGCCCCUCUUGAUGAAGUCCAUGUCACUGAUAGACUGAAGCAUGUUAUUAAAGCUGAAGGGCUUGAUGUUGAAGACAGUGGCUUAGCUGCACUUGUUCGCCUUAGCAAUGGUGAUAUGAGAAAGGCUUUGAAUAUUCUUCAGUCAACGCAUAUGGCUUCUCAGCAGAUAACAGAAGAAGCUGUAUACCUGUGCACUGGAAAUCCAUUGCCCAAAGAUAUUGAGCAAAUAUCUUAUUGGCUGCUAAAUGAACAAUUUUCAGAGAGUUUUAGAAGAAUACAUGAAAUCAAGACAAGGAAAGGAUUGGCCCUGGUAGAUAUUGUGAGAGAAGUGACAAUGUUUGUCUUUAAGAUUAAGAUGCCUCCAGAUGUCCGAGUACAGUUGAUUAAUGAUUUGGCAGACAUAGAGUACAGAUUAAGUUUUGGGUGCAAUGACAAGCUUCAGCUUGGUUCAAUUAUUGCUACGUUUACUCGAGCCAGAUCUGCACUGGUUGCUGCUGCUAAAUAGCCUACUUUGAUCUGUUCAACUUGGUGACUGCUUUCACAUGCUCUUUGGCUUGGCUUGCCAGCUUUUGCACCAUCAAGAAUGAGUUUAGGGUCUAAUUUGUAAAGACAAACGUUGUUUGUCGGUUUUUAACUUAAAACCAGUUUUCACUUUACAUAAUCUCAAGUUAGAUCUUUCAGUAUUUAUUAUCGUAAUUUAUCAACAUGUUCACUGCUAUUCAGUUUAAGAGAGACAUCGGAAUGAAUGGCUUCCCUACCUUUGACUGAACCC